AUGUGCUUGCAUCUUAUGCUGUGUAACUUCUCCCGUAUUUUCAAUAUUACGCGUGCUUUUCAGCAGUUCACCGGUAUCAGCAUAGUCAUGUACUACAGCCCCAGAAUCAUUCAAAUGGCCGGAUUUAAUUCCAAUCAGUUAGCUCUUCUUUUAUCUCUCAUAGUUGCUGGCAUGAAAGCUACUGGAACAACUAUUGGCAUUUAUCUAAUUGACCAUUCAGGGCGAAGGAAGUUGGCUCUCUCAUGCUUGUCAGGUGGAUUUGGUAGCUACUUGUUUGGAAUGAGUCCUAAUAUUGCAAAACAAAUUCCAGAACUAGGAAGUCCCAUUAAUACUAAAUUUCCUGGUCUAAGAUGGAUGAUUGUGUUUCUAUUUGUUUUUAGCUUUCUUGGCCUCUUUUCGGAGGUUCCACUCCAAAAGGUACACUAA
Vicia faba (fava bean) is the source of this 426-nucleotide messenger RNA. The record is from the annotation of a GenBank genome assembly. NCBI's taxonomy places the organism in Eukaryota, Viridiplantae, Streptophyta, Magnoliopsida, Fabales, Fabaceae.